This is a messenger RNA of Cyprinus carpio (common carp), 3682 nucleotides long. It is a transcript of the gene fam111a.1, whose product is annotated as family with sequence similarity 111.1. The record is from RefSeq and is a predicted model, not a curated record. The transcript has 6 exons. Bases 957 to 2987 code for a protein of 676 amino acids. Lineage: Eukaryota; Metazoa; Chordata; Actinopteri; Cypriniformes; Cyprinidae.
GUUAUCAUAGUUUAUAGUUAUAUGGUAACAAAAGUGUAACUAACAUUCAACUGGUUCUUUUUUAAGUUUUAUUUGCGAUUUGAAUUUUGUGAGUGGGACGCUUUCGCUUUCGUUUUUAGAAUUCUCGAUAUUUUCACGUUUCACAAGAAAUGAUAAUUAUCUGUUCUGCUUACAUCUAUGCACCUUUCACUUUUUAAGACUAAAAAAAUGCUUGAAAGAUGGAUUCGUUGUUAUUGUCUUAAUGAAAAUCACAGCGUUAAUAAAACAGUAGGCUACAAUGGCCGACUAGGUGUAUUAAUAAAAAAUAAUAAGACGAGGCAUGGCAUACACAGCAUGCUGUAUUAUAUCAAAACUAUAGAUUACCUUAAAAGGACUUUGAUUAUAUAUCGACUAAUAAAUUACAGAAAGUUUAGCAAACACUGUGGAAUCAAAAAUAAAUAAAUAGCGCCUCCAGCAUAACGUCAGGAAACAGCAAAGAUAACAUAUAAUUUGAAAAGAACUUUUCAAAAUGAAAACAAAAAGAACAUUCUAAAUAAAUUAUAAGGGGCCUUUCGAAAUCUAUGGAUACACCCGAAGCGCUCACGUGAUCGGUGAAAUCUGACUCCAACUUUACCUACCACUUUCUAUGUCCAUCUAUCGAUCUUUUUUUCUUUCUUUUUCUUUUCUUUUUUUUUGUAACUUUGUGAAAUCGUGUUGAAUGUGUCACUGUUUUAAAUAAAUUUAAAGGGAGCACUCUGCACGCUGUAUACGAUAAUAUAUUCAGAACGUAAAUAAAACUUGUGUUUUUCAUGACUGACAAACGGCCACGUAGACUAUGACACAGAGAUAGCUAACUACUACACUAUAUAGAAAAAUAAUAAUUUCAGAAGCACAUAUGUGAUUCUGCAACCGAGCCUGGUCCAAACGCAGGAUUUAGAAACACUGACUUGCCAACAUCACUGUUGCUCAUCAUCGCCAUGAAGAAUAAUAGCAUUUUGAAAUACUUUGAGAAAAGGCAGAAUGAGAGUAACACUGGAGAUAGAAGGGCGUCACAAACUGCUAUCAAUGCUCAGGAAAAAAAUCAUACGAGCAAGAAAAAAGGAAAGGGGCUUGGAACUAAAGGCCGUGAUCCACUAAAGGAAAGAACAAACCAUUUUUGUAAGGAGAAAGUGGAAGAGGGACAAUCAAAAAGUCAUCUGCAGCAGCGUGCUGAAGGGCAAAGCCACACAUUUAAUUUCCGCUACAAUAAUGACAAAUAUACAGUGGCGUGUGAUACAUCCAAGUCUGUCCUCGAUGCUCUUAAUACAAACAAGAUUUUCAAAAACAUUAAAGAAAACAACAAGAAGAAAGAAAUAGUGAUCCAGAGAUCCAAAGGAGCAGUUCCUAGAGCGGCUAUCAAGGCCGAUUUCCCCUGCUGUCUUAUUGAAAAACAUGAGCUCUUAGACAUAUCCUUCAUUAAAAAUCAUGGAAAUGUUGCUACAAAGAAAAAAACAACUGAAAGGCUUUCAAUCUCCAAUGAAUCAAAAAGCUUAGUAAUAUUUUACAUUAAAACAAAAGGGGGGAAGAAAGUGAAACGGUUAAUGAAAAACAAUGAGCUGAGGAAGAAGGUUGAAGAUGUUUGUGUGUAUGCGUUCAAAGACGACAAACUGAAUGCUGCUCUUCGGCGUGAUGGACGAUUCAUCAAUGCCAUAUUCAAUAAACAGUGUGUACUCUAUAACUUGGAGAGCGAGACAAACUAUGAAAUGUCAAAGACCGUAGAGCAUCUGGAUGGAAAGCAUUUUGAGAUCAUUGUUAUCAGUGACCACAACCAGCCAGAUAGCCAAGAUUUUGCCUUGAGUGAUGACGGCACUGAAAUGAAUGAAGCUUCAGCCGCUGAUUUGAAAGAAAAUGUUGAUCAUAAUGAACAUCCCAUCAACACUGAACAAGAAGAAACACAGAAGAGAAGCACGAUGAAAUCCACAAAACCACAAAUACACAAAACUAAUUCUCCUAAAAUAAUUCCAAAGUCUGAAGAGAUUCUAGCAAUUCUGCGUGCUCAGUUUAAAGAUUUACUGGAGAUAUUAAUGCAGAGAGAGAACCUGAAGAACAAAACCGAGAUCAAAAAGUUCUUUAGAGCAGAAUAUGAUAAAAGUGUUCAGAGUUUCUUGGAAGUGAAGAAAGUGAAGCAGCUCAUGAAACUCUCUGACUCUGUGUGUCAGAUUCGAGUGGAGGGAUCCGCCAGAGGAACCGGCUUCUUACUCUUUGACAGAUUCAUCCUCACUAACGCUCAUGUUGUUGGAGAAUUUGACCCUUUCACCAGGAAGCUUUCAAAGACCUUCACAGCAGUAUUUGGCUAUGAAGAUCUGGAAGCAAAGAAGACAAGGUGUGUGCCGGUCAAGGAACAUCUCGCAGCGUACUAUCAUGGAAAUAUCAACACAGAAACAUAUCUUGACUUUGCUCUUCUUGAACUGAAAGAUGCUGAUGAAAUGGCUGACUGUCCUGGAUUGCUCAGUCGAUACAUUCAUGGCCCCCCUCCUAACCGUGGUGGGAUCUGCAUUGUGGGACAUCCGGGUGAAGGGGUCAAGAAAAUGGACCCCUGCUUCAUCAUUGGGAAAGAGAAUCUACAAGAGGCUGCAGAUAAACACAUCUCUGAGAAUGUCAAUUUCAUUCAUGUGAUGACACAACAGUCUUUGGCAGAGAAAUGGGAAAUGCAUGACAACCAGAUCAUUUAUAACUCCUGUUUCUUUCACGGAUCUUCUGGCUCUCCAGUUUUUGACGAAGACUGCUAUCUGAUUGGUGUGCACACUGGUGGCUACGCGUACAAAGGAGAAAAUUGUAAAACUAGGAGCAUUAUGGAAUACGCUUAUUCCAUGCAGCCCAUCCUGGACAGUAUCAUCACACAGGCCAAGGAAAGUGAGAGAUCCGACAUCUUGAAAUUACUCUCUGAAUAUAAAUCUUUUAAUCUUAACUUGGAAGACAAUGAUGUUGACAUGGAAGAAGAUCCACAAAAUCAGGAAGAUUUUAUAUGAGCAAUGGGAUAGUACAGUCUUGAGUCCUGAUUGAUGCAACAUCCAUUUGUUUUUAUGAAAUAUAAAAAAUUUCAUUUAUCUUGAGGUAUUCAGGCAUGUUCAACAUACAAUUUCAUUCAGUAAUGUAUAAAUUCUGUAUGAUCAUUGGAUGCCUUUAUGCUUAUCAUUGGUUAUGGGUUUUAUUUUCAUUGUUAAUCUGUUCUUUCUGUAACAUUCAUUCUGUUUCUUUAUGUAGCAACCAGAAAACAAACUACAUCUUUGUUAGAUCAGACAGCAUUAUUGUGUUUGUAUAAUUCCAAAGCAUUAAUGAUACUUUGCUUAAAUUCUAGAAAUUCUCCAAAGUGAUAGAUCGACACAAAAUGAAAAUUGUUAUAAAUUAUUCAAACUCAUAUCAUUUCAUACCUGCAUGACUGGCUUUCUUCUGUAGAACACAAAAUAUAUUAAACAAAAAUUGUUUGGAAAAACACGAGUAAAUCAUGACAGAAUUUUUGGGUUAACUAUCCAUUAAGGGGUUAACAAUAACCAUUGUUCUUCAAUAUUUUUGAUUGCUCCAGCACUGUUCAAUGCUGCAGACAUUUGUACUUUCUACUGCUUCAGAAAUACGCCCACAGCUGCAUGUAUACCCUAAAAUCAUCUGUUUUAUUACUUUCUAUUUUGUGCCUCAUUUUCGCUAUAUUAAAUAAUCAUGCUUAAAA